Messenger RNA from Gavia stellata (red-throated loon), 1335 nucleotides. RefSeq names its product adrenoceptor beta 3 (gene ADRB3). Gene Ontology annotation, cellular component: membrane. Gene Ontology annotation, molecular function: norepinephrine binding; beta3-adrenergic receptor activity; beta1-adrenergic receptor activity. Gene Ontology annotation, biological process: positive regulation of heart contraction; adenylate cyclase-activating adrenergic receptor signaling pathway; norepinephrine-epinephrine-mediated vasodilation involved in regulation of systemic arterial blood pressure. NCBI's taxonomy places the organism in Eukaryota, Metazoa, Chordata, Aves, Gaviiformes, Gaviidae. The transcript is spliced from 2 exons. The record is from RefSeq and is a predicted model, not a curated record. The coding region runs from base 1 to 1335 and encodes 444 amino acids.
AUGAGUCCCCUGCCCGCGGGCAACGGCAGCGCCUGGGGGGCGGCCGCGCUGGGCAGCGGCAGCAACUGCAGCGGGGCCGCCAGCCUGAGCCGGCAGUGGGCGGUGGGGGCCGCCCUGAGCCUCACCGUGCUGGUCAUCGUGGCCGGCAACUUGCUGGUCAUCGUGGCCAUCGCCAAGACGCCGCGGCUGCAGACCAUGACCAACGUCUUCAUCACCUCGCUGGCUUGCGCCGACCUCAUCAUGGGCUUGCUGGUGGUGCCGCCGGGGGCCACCAUCCUGCUGAGCGGCCACUGGCCCUACGGGACGAUGGUGUGCGAGCUGUGGACCUCGCUGGAUGUGCUGUGCGUCACGGCCAGCAUCGAGACGCUGUGCGCCAUCGCCGUGGAUCGCUACCUCGCCAUCACGUCGCCGCUGCAGUACGAGGCGCUGGUGACCAAGGGCAGGGCGCGGGCCGUGGUCUGCCUGGUGUGGGCCAUCUCUGCCUUCAUCUCCUUCCUGCCCAUCAUGAACCACUGGUGGCGGGACGGGGCGGACGAGCAGGCGGUGCGCUGCUACGAUGACCCACGCUGCUGCGACUUUGUCACCAACAUGACCUAUGCCAUCAUCUCCUCCACCAUCUCCUUCUACGUGCCCCUGCUUGUCAUGAUCUUUGUCUACGUCCGCGUCUUCGCUGUGGCCACACGGCACAUCCAGCUCAUCGGCAAGGACAAGGUGAGGUUCCUGCAGGAGCCCCCCAGUCCCAGCUCCAGGAGCGGCCGGCGGAGGCGGCCCUCCCGUCUGCUGGCCAUCAAGGAGCACAAGGCGCUCAAGACCCUGGGCAUCAUCAUGGGCACCUUCACGCUCUGCUGGCUGCCCUUCUUCGUGGCCAACAUCAUCAAGGUCUUCUGCCGGCCACUGGUGCCGGAUCAGCUCUUCCUCUUCCUCAACUGGCUGGGCUACGUCAACUCAGCCUUCAACCCCAUCAUCUACUGCCGCAGCCCCGACUUCAGGAGUGCCUUCCGCAAGCUGCUGUGCUGCCCGCGCCGCGCUGACCGCCGGCUCCAUGCCGUCUCGCAGGACCUGCAGCACUGCCCCUGUGCCUUCAGCCCCCAGGAGGGCCUUUCAGAGGACAGCAAGGCAGCGGCCCCUGGGAGCCCCGGGGAGGACGGUGAGGCUCGGGGCAGCGGCAGCAGCAGCCGCUGCAGCAGCCGGACGGAGGAGACCAGCCUGUCCCAGGGCAGCGGCCACCGGCAGCGGCCCCUGGGCGAGUCCCGGCCGCAGGGCACCCAGACCACGCUGUGCUCGCAGCUUGACGAGUUUGCCGGCAGAGAGACGCCAGCAGGUCCUUCCAUCUGA